AUGUCGCUCCCGCCGACGCGUCUCUUCACACCGAGUUGUCCAAAGACAAGCCCACCCAGUAAUCGACCUACCCUACCCGACUCUCCAGACCAGAGACGCGUUUCUCGCCACCGAUGCUCUGAUCAAUGCACGCAAGAAUGGAUAUCGACCUUUGGCCGUCGCGUCGACAAGCAGUACGGAGCGCUAGCACGACGCUAUCGUCAUUUCGGAUCGCUUGACGGAGUUGUAACCACUGCCACACCUUUGGAGAUCGGAUCCCUGAUCUGCUUUGGCCUCGGGCGUGGCAUGCAGCUGCGAUCAAACUGCUUAUGGAGAAGAAACGCUGUCCAUCGGAAUUGGUACGUUGUUUUGAGUGCAGUGGCAGUUGAGCUGUGACGUUCUCAUUUGACAAAGGUCUUGUCUGCUAUAGUGCGAUACAUCUACAGCAAAGUGACAACAAACCACUGCAACCGAGACACGCUCCCGUCGUUGGUUCUACUUUCAAAUGUCGUCGUACAGGAGCUUCGCCUCAUCAAGAAAGCAUGCUAUUCCACUCACCUCAUUGA
Microbotryum saponariae is the source of this 545-nucleotide messenger RNA. The record is from the annotation of a GenBank genome assembly. NCBI's taxonomy places the organism in Eukaryota, Fungi, Basidiomycota, Microbotryomycetes, Microbotryales, Microbotryaceae.